AUGGUUCUACUCACCGCUAGAGCUGCUCCAGCGGAGGCAACCGAAGAUGUGACCCAUCCACCACCCGAUCAGCUGCAAACGGAGUCCCGUUCACGCAGUGAUGAUGUCCUGGAUGUGGACGAGGACCUGGACGGACGCAAUGCCUAUAUCAACAAUCAGUUUGUGCCCAGUGAACCAGCUGAAGUGCUGGAGGAGGAGCAGAACGCCCCACUCUACGAGAUCCUGCAGAAGCAGAUGGAGCAGGUGCUGGCCUCAGCGGCUCCCAGCGAUCCUGUCUACGAGCAGCGGGAAAAGCAUGAGCGUCGCGAUCAGGAGCCACCUCCAUACUUCUCCGGCGGAGAUCGGGAGGCCGAUGAGCAGGACGACUACGAGGACGAAGAGGAUCAGUCGGAUCCGGGCUAUCCGUUGGAUCCUGAAAAGCCGGAUGCGGUGGCAGUCUCUCCAGAAGAUGAGGAUCAAAACGAGGCGGGCUACCAGGCACCCCCCUUGAGCCUGCCCAGCAGCACUACUCGCCGACCUCACCGGCGACGUAGCACUACCACCACAGCUCAUCCGAGAACAACGAGGCCAAGGACCUCGGCCCAGCCCAGGAUCACGGCCAGACCCUCGAACCAAACCAGCACCACUGAGCCAGCACUGCCACCACUGCCACCGGUAAGCACGACCAGCCACCGGCCCAAAACCAGUUCUAGUUCCAGUACCAAGCCAAGUCCCCAUCCGGAACACAACCUGUCUGGCGAUCCGCAGGUCUACCAGCACAAGCGGCGCAUCAUCUUCAAGACCAUCUCAACGGGCUCCCAGUUCAUCAACUCCCCCAUCGGCGACUUGAUGAUCAAGUUCUCCAUCGGAUUCGCCAAGCCAGCCACUCCGGGUGCGGUCAUCAGCUCCUCCAGCCCUCCGGCCCCUUCCUCCAGUGAAGCCCUGCGGGCACUGUCACAAAACUUGAUUCGCAACCUAGAAUUGCAUAAACUGAAGAGAACGAAUAAAGUUCAAAAAGAUUAAA
Molecule: messenger RNA, 1003 nt
Organism: Drosophila gunungcola (fruit fly)
Lineage: Eukaryota; Metazoa; Arthropoda; Insecta; Diptera; Drosophilidae
Exons: 2
Coding region: 1-1002 (333 amino acids)
Source: RefSeq, a predicted model, not a curated record